Molecule: messenger RNA, 1919 nt
Organism: Pundamilia nyererei
Lineage: Eukaryota; Metazoa; Chordata; Actinopteri; Cichliformes; Cichlidae
Product: ras-related protein Rab-11B-like
Exons: 5
Coding region: 134-790 (218 amino acids)
Molecular function (GO): GTPase activity; GTP binding
Source: RefSeq, a predicted model, not a curated record
CGAAGUUGCAAAACUCACGUGCCUUUCCUCUUCCUAGAAGGCGGUGCCUGCUGGUUGUUACCUGCUGGUGGAGAAGCUUGUUGUUGUUAUUGUUGUUGUUUGUGUUAAAGUUUAAAAAAAUAAGUCUUCUAAAAUGGGAGCCCGAGACGAUGAAUACGACUACCUGUUCAAAGUUGUACUAAUUGGAGACUCUGGAGUGGGGAAGAGUAAUCUGCUGUCCCGUUUCACAAGAAAUGAGUUCAACUUGGAGAGCAAGAGCACCAUCGGGGUGGAGUUUGCAACCCGCAGCAUUCAGGUGGACGGCAAGACGAUAAAAGCUCAAAUCUGGGACACAGCUGGGCAGGAGCGCUACAGAGCCAUCACCUCAGCGUAUUAUCGGGGUGCAGUCGGGGCUCUCCUAGUUUAUGAUAUUGCGAAGCACCUGACGUACGAGAAUGUGGACCGCUGGUUGAAGGAGCUGAGGGACCACGCUGACAACAACAUCGUCAUCAUGCUGGUUGGAAACAAGAGCGACCUUCGACAUCUCAGGGCCGUGCCCACUGAUGAGGCCCGAGCAUUUGCAGAAAAGAACACUAUUUCAUUUAUUGAAACUUCAGCCUUGGACUCCACUAACGUAGAAGAAGCAUUCAAGAGCAUUCUCACAGAAAUCUACCGUAUCGUAUCUCAGAAGCAAAUAUCAGACAGAUCUGCACACGAAGAUUCUCCAGGCAACAAUGUAGUGGACAUAAGUGUCCCCCCAACCAUGGAUGGGCAGAGGGGCAACAAACUCCCCUGCUGCCAAAGCCUGUGACCCUCCUUUUUUCUUUUUCUGGUUGACUUUGUGUCAGAGUUUUCUCUUUUCCCUUCUACUGUCAGAUGCUGUUAUCUUACCCUCAUGGGUUCAGAAGUGUUUGACACAGAGACUCUUAGAUUUGACAUUCCUUUAUGCUGUUUUCUUCUUUGUUCGUCUGAGUCCCGUGUCAAAACAACUUGUCUAAAAUACGAAAACUGAGAAGAAAGACGAUUGUUAAGCUGUUAACUACAAUCUCUUUUUAAUUCACUAGGUGAUGAUCCUAUUGACCCACUCCUGCUGAAGGAGUGGCGAGGGAUCGGUAGGCCUGUUUAUGAGUGCUCAGAGGUGUUUUUACUCGGUUCCUUUUCUCAGCCUAAUCUGCUAUAGUGGAGUCUCAUUUUCAUGUCGGGUUGACCUGAUUCUGCCUGUCUUGCAAUGUGGGUGCAGAAGAGGAGAUGAGAGGAAGGUUCGUUUGGAGUGCUGAUGUGUGGUCUGUCAAGAGUUUCUGGUUGCCUCUUUAAUUUUAAUUUUCCUCUUUUGUGCUGUGUGCCCACUCUGGCAUGAAAUUAGCAUGAGCUUGGGACCAGACUGGCUAUGAAUGACUGACUCAUUAUAGGCAAGCAUGAAACACAUGACACAUUUUUGUUUUUGUGUGUGUGUGUGAGUGAAUGAAUUUUAGUUUAGUACACAAACAUACCAAAGGAAACAAUCAGAAUCAGUUUUGGGGAAGCUCAUUUCACCGUGUUCAAGGAUGUUACGAUUGCAGGUGAUUGCUAAAAGGUCCAGGCUAUUUGCAACAAAUGUGUAACGGUCCACAGGAGAUGCAUUGUUAUAAGUUGUGGUGCAUGAUGUCAAACUUUAAUUUCAGAAUUAGAUUGGGGUUUUUUGCACUAGAGUCCAGUUAUUUCGGUGGAACCUUAUAUUUCAAAAUGGCAUAAAAUUUUCAUCAGGUAGCAUUUUGCUACCUGUAAGGAAAACAAUGCUGACAGAAAAGGAAGAAUGAAGUUGAAAUUGUAACAUUUCUGUACCGAAUGAGCCAUUGCUGUCAUUAAUCCUAACUGUUGAACAGGAAUUGAUAAAAGUUUGUAAACUCAGAACAUUAUCCGUGGAAAACCAAUAAAUAAAUACUCCCCACAUACUGCUUUCA